AUGGCUCCUAACAACAAGCCCAAGGUUUCGCCCGCCACGCACCUCAUCGCCGGUGGUAUCGCCGGCUUUGCCGAGGCUGUCACCUGCCACCCGCUCGACACGAUCAAGGUGCGCAUGCAGCUUUCUCGCCGCGGUCGUGGUAACGGUGAGAAGCCCCGUGGCUUCUUUGCCACUGGUGUGCACAUCGUCCGCCGCGAGACGCCCUUGGGUCUCUACAAGGGUCUUGGUGCAGUCGUUGCCGGUAUCGUGCCCAAGAUGGCCAUCCGUUUCAUGAGUUUCGAGCAAUACAAGGGCUGGUUCGCCAACAAGGAGACUGGUCACACCUCGCCCCAGGGUAUCUUUGUUGCUGGUCUCAUGGCCGGUACCACCGAGGCCGUCGCUGUGGUGAACCCCAUGGAGGUCGUCAAGAUCCGUCUGCAGGCCCAGCAGCACUCGCUGGCUGACCCCCUUGAGAAGCCCCGCUACCACAACGCUGCGCACGCUCUCUACACGAUCAUCCGCGAGGAGGGCUUCUCGACCCUCUACCGUGGUGUUGCCCUCACUGCCGCCCGCCAGGCCACCAACCAGGCCGCCAACUUCACCGCCUACCAGGAGCUCCGUAACCUCGCCAAGCGUCUUCAGAAUACCGAGGACCUUCCCUCGUACGAGACGGCUACCAUUGGUCUUAUCUCGGGUGCUCUCGGUCCCUUCUCCAACGCCCCGAUCGACACGAUCAAGACGCGUAUCCAGAAGGCGCAGAAGGUGCCCGGCGAGACUGCUCUCGGCCGUGUGAUGAAGGUUGCAAGCGAGAUGUUUGCCCAGGAGGGUGUCUCGGCAUUCUGGAAGGGUAUCACGCCCCGUGUGGCUCGUGUCGCCCCCGGUCAGGCUGUUGUCUUCACGAUUUACGAGAAGGUCAAGGGCUGGCUCGAGCAGACUGGCGACCCCGUCCAGAAGCUCGCCGACACGGUGAAGAAGUAA
This is a messenger RNA of Malassezia japonica, 957 nucleotides long. It is a transcript of the gene SFC1, whose product is annotated as Mitochondrial succinate-fumarate transporter. The transcript is spliced from 3 exons. The record is from RefSeq and is a predicted model, not a curated record. Gene Ontology annotation, cellular component: mitochondrion. Lineage: Eukaryota; Fungi; Basidiomycota; Malasseziomycetes; Malasseziales; Malasseziaceae. Gene Ontology annotation, biological process: fumarate transport; transmembrane transport; succinate transport. Gene Ontology annotation, molecular function: succinate:fumarate antiporter activity. Bases 1 to 957 code for a protein of 318 amino acids.